This is a messenger RNA of Ooceraea biroi (clonal raider ant), 2035 nucleotides long. RefSeq names its product GDP-L-fucose synthase-like protein (gene Gmer). Gene Ontology annotation, molecular function: GDP-L-fucose synthase activity. The record is from RefSeq and is a predicted model, not a curated record. Lineage: Eukaryota; Metazoa; Arthropoda; Insecta; Hymenoptera; Formicidae. Gene Ontology annotation, biological process: nucleotide-sugar biosynthetic process.
AGUUUUACCUAAUAUUCACGAGGCAGAAAAUCUCGAGAAUGAAAAAGUAGUACUUAGAAAGUCUCGAAUAUAUUAUAAAAUCGUAUGCGCGACUGACGAUCUCUCGAAUUUCGAAAUUCGAGUAACGAGUGCUCUCGUUAGCCGGCUCGUUUUUGUGACCGACCUUUUCUAUCAUUUUCUAUCUUUUCUCUUUCAAGAAGAGAAAAAGAGAAAGUGUUUUAUUGCCUGGAUUACAGGCCCAGCUGUUAUUGCGUCCCCAAACAUAACCUAGCGCUGGCAUGGUCCAAUAACCCGGCAGCUUUCCGUCGGAUCGGAAAGUCGAAGGGAAGGAUCGCAUGCGCGGUCGACAUCCUCUCGUAGCGAGCCGCUGCGAUAGGCGGUACACUGAGGUGCAUAAAUGACUUCCUUUUUCGGUGUAAAUGGUGUAGAUAAGCGCGCCAUCUGCGUGGUCGAAUGUAUGCUGCGCUUAUCUACACCUAUCUAUUUAUGCACCUCAGUGUACUUUCGUUCAAAGAUUACGUGCAGUCGGCGUUGUCACAUGUGCAUCUUGUCUCGCGUGCAAUAUUUUUUUAAAUCGAUUAGCUUUCUUACUUUCAUAAUACCGUAAAAGAGCCCUUUUAACGAAGAAAUGAAGGUUAUACUUGUGACUGGCGGCUCCGGAUUGGUCGGCAGAGGUAUUCAAAGCGCCGUCGAGCUUGACAAGAGAGACGGUGAGAAGUGGAUAUUCGUCGGCUCCAAGGAUGCGGAUUUGUGCGACAAGGAGAGCACUCGCAGACUGUUCGAGCAGCACAAACCGACACAUGUCGUGCACCUGGCUGCCAUGGUCGGUGGACUUUUCCACAAUAUGUCACACAACUUGGACUUCCUGCGUAAUAAUAUACAAAUGAACGACAACGUACUUCACACCGCUCAUGAGCACAACGUCGUCAAGGUUGUUUCGUGCCUUUCCACCUGCAUCUUUCCGGAUAAGACGGUCUACCCGAUCGACGAGACUAUGGUACACAACGGACCGCCGCAUCCUUCGAAUUACGGUUACAGCUACGCCAAGCGGCUCAUAGACAUCGCGAACAGGGCUUACCACGAUCAACACGGCAGAAUGUACACGAGCGUGAUUCCGUGCAACGUGUUUGGUCCCCAUGACAACUUUCAUCCCUCCGCGAGUCACGUCAUACCUGGUCUGAUGCGCAGGCUCUACGACUUGUGCAAAGAUGGGAACACGGAGGACAAGGUGUUUACCGUGCUGGGCUCGGGUAAACCUUUGAGGCAAUUUAUCUACAGUGAAGACCUGGCGGCACUAACAAUUUGGGUGUUACGGGAAUACGAUUCCGUGGAACCAAUUAUAUUAUCGGUGGACGAGGCGCAAGAGCAAUCGAUAGCGCAGGUGGCCGAGACUCUGGUGCGAGCUUUUAAUUUCAAGGGCAAGGUGGUGUACGACACGUCAGCGGCGGACGGCCAGUACAAGAAAACGGCGAGUAAUGCCAAGUUACGCAGGUACUUGCCCGAUUUUCAGUUUACGCCUUUCGAACGGGCGAUUAAAGAGACCGUUGACUGGUACCUAAAGAAUUACGAUCGAGCGAGAAAUUGAAGGAGAUGCCAUGAGAUUAGAAUUUAAAUUAAAUUACCUUUAUCCAUGCAAUUCCCGUACAGUUCCGUAAAUAUGUGCAUUUUCCGCUCAGAUGCGUUGUGUCAGAUUCAUGUUUUUUCAUAAUUGCCAAUCCGGGAAGAGCUGGCAGUUGUGUCCAACGAUUUGACAACCGUUAGACCACUGAUUUGCUGUUACGAUUGUUCAUUGUAUUUUUGUUAGAACACAAUGUGGUUUAUCAUGACGUUUCAUAUAUUUUCAUCUAGUCCCAAUCCUGCUCGGAUAAUUUACUAAUUUAACGCUGCACGAUACAAAUAAUUGUUCGUUGAAAUUAUGGGAGACGAGAAUAUCGAUAUUGAGAAUAUAUAUAUAUAUAUAAUAUAUUACGAUUACGUAUGACUUUGGCAUAUUGUAAAAUAUUCUAUUUUUGGAAUAAACGGUUUAUGCAACGUA